Pongo pygmaeus (Bornean orangutan) is the source of this 2733-nucleotide messenger RNA. RefSeq names its product opioid receptor mu 1 (gene OPRM1). The record is from RefSeq and is a predicted model, not a curated record. Gene Ontology annotation, molecular function: beta-endorphin receptor activity; neuropeptide binding; G-protein beta-subunit binding. NCBI's taxonomy places the organism in Eukaryota, Metazoa, Chordata, Mammalia, Primates, Hominidae. Bases 307 to 1518 code for a protein of 403 amino acids. The transcript is spliced from 4 exons. Gene Ontology annotation, cellular component: neuron projection; plasma membrane. Gene Ontology annotation, biological process: sensory perception of pain; neuropeptide signaling pathway; G protein-coupled opioid receptor signaling pathway.
CUCCCUCCCUUCCAGCCUCCGAAUCCCGCAUGGCCCACCCUCCCCUCCCGCAGCGGUGCGGGGCAGGGGAUGAGCCUCUGUGAACUACCAAGGUGGGAGGGGGGCUACAGGCAGAGGAGAAUGUCAGAUGCUCAGCUCGGUCCCCUCCGCCUGGCGCUCCUCUCUGUCUCAGCCAGGACUGGUUUCUGUAAGAAAUAGCAGGAACUGUGGCAGCGGCGAAAGGAAGCGGCUGAGGCGCUUGGAACCCGAAAAGUCUCGGUGCUCCUGGCUACCUCGCACAGCGGUGCCCGGCCGGCCGUCAGUACCAUGGACAGCAGCACUGUCCCCACGAACGCCAGCAAUUGCACUGAUGCCUCGGCGCACUCAAGUUGCUCCCCAGCACCCAGCCCCGGUUCCUGGGUCAACUUGUCCCACUUAGAUGGCAACCUGUCCGACCCAUGCGGUCCGAACCGCACCGACCUGGGCGGGAGAGACAGCCUGUGCCCUCCGACCGGCAGUCCCUCCAUGAUCACGGCCAUCACGAUCAUGGCCCUCUACUCCAUCGUGUGCGUGGUGGGGCUCUUCGGAAACUUCCUGGUCAUGUAUGUGAUUGUCAGAUACACCAAAAUGAAGACUGCCACCAACAUCUACAUUUUCAACCUUGCUCUGGCAGAUGCCUUAGCCACCAGUACCCUGCCCUUCCAGAGUGUGAAUUACCUAAUGGGAACAUGGCCAUUUGGAACCAUCCUUUGCAAGAUAGUGAUCUCCAUAGAUUACUAUAAUAUGUUCACCAGCAUAUUCACCCUCUGCACCAUGAGUGUUGAUCGAUACAUUGCAGUCUGCCACCCUGUCAAGGCCUUAGAUUUCCGUACUCCCCGAAAUGCCAAAAUUAUCAAUGUCUGCAACUGGAUCCUCUCUUCAGCCAUUGGUCUUCCUGUAAUGUUCAUGGCUACAACAAAAUACAGGCAUGGUUCCAUAGAUUGUACACUAACAUUCUCUCAUCCAACCUGGUACUGGGAAAACCUGCUGAAGAUCUGUGUUUUCAUCUUCGCCUUCAUCAUGCCCGUGCUCAUCAUUACCGUGUGCUAUGGACUGAUGAUCUUGCGCCUCAAGAGUGUCCGCAUGCUCUCUGGCUCCAAAGAAAAGGACAGGAAUCUUCGAAGGAUCACCAGGAUGGUGCUGGUGGUGGUGGCUGUGUUCAUCGUCUGCUGGACUCCCAUUCACAUUUACGUCAUCAUUAAAGCCUUGGUUACAAUCCCAGAAACUACGUUCCAGACUGUUUCUUGGCACUUCUGCAUUGCUCUAGGUUACACAAACAGCUGCCUCAACCCAGUCCUUUACGCAUUUCUGGAUGAAAACUUCAAACGAUGCUUCAGAGAGUUCUGUAUCCCAACCUCUUCCAAUAUUGAGCAACAAAACUCCACUCGAAUUCGUCAGAACACUAGAGACCACCCCUCCACGGCCAAUACAGUGGAUAGAACUAAUCAUCAGAGACCUCCAGCCAAAUUUGUUGCUGACCAACUUGCUGGGUCGUCUUGAAAAGGGGGCUUACAGAUGUUCUAAGCCUGUGUUUUAUCCUAAAGUAUCCCUCAACACAGAAAAACAACCUCAUAACACAAAAUACACCAGCUUAAGAAUAGCCUUAAAAUUAUUUUUUGCAUUAAUCAAAACUUUACAGAGGAGUUAAACACUGAUUUUUUAUUUUAUUUUAUUUUAUUGCCAUUCAUUCAACCGUUUGCACAGAGAGAGAGAAGACAGAAAUCUGACUGGUAAGAAAUUCUUACCCUUUUGCCAGCAUGCCAGGCUUCUGGGUUCCCUUUCCCUGAGCGGCCCUAGUGAUCUGGCUUGCGGCACCAUCGCCCUAGGGGCCAAGCUGCAUCAUAAAGGAAAUUUUUUUUUCAUUCUGUCCAGAGCAAAAUACAUGCGAUAAAACAUAGGCAUUAGCUACUCUGCUUAGCACCAAAUAUCAAACUAGCUUAAAUUUGCCCCCAGAUGGGGUCCGUCAUCUUUAAUCAGACCUCUGACUUGCAGUUUCAACACGUGCUCUCUGGGCAAAAUAGUUGCCCUGAGUAACAGAAAAGAUAGAAAAGGAAAAGGAGAGAGAGAAAAACGUGCCAGUGGAAGGGUGGGGAAGGUGAAAUGAUCAAGGAGGCCAGAGAAAGACCCACCUAUUGCAGUGACGCUGUAAAAGUUCAGGCGGCUGCUUCUCAGUAGCAAAAGGAUCUUUUCCAGGAAAAGGAUCUUUUCCUAUUAGCUCUCAACUUUCCCCUUUUAGGGAGGAAAAAGCUCCCCAUGUCCCAUGAUCCUGUACAUGUCCAACCCUGCCAUCCACAGCCAUCAGCAAAGAGUGCAAGACAGAUUAAUCCAAAGAGAAUAGCAGUUAAUAUCCCAUAUUAUCAAAGCUCUUCUUAGCCAAGGGGGACUUUAACGAGAGGGGUCUCUAACACCCUAAAUCUUAGAAGAGACUCUAACCAUCCUAAGUAGGGCCUCUAACCCUGGUUUAUAAACUUUUAAUUGACUCCCAUCUUAACAGUUGCAAUCCAUGGAGGAAUGCUUGAUAACCUCGGUGAUAAGAUGAAAAACCAAGCAUACUAGAAGUGUUCGCUAAAAUUAAAAAUACAGUAGUUACUAGAGAAAAAUUUUAGCCAAAAAUCCAACUAUAGAAACAUAGAAUGUGAGAGGUAGCACAUAAGAAAUAAGUCAUGGGGAUUUUAUUUCAUGGACCAACAAUAUGAUGAUAAAAGCCAUCUAACC